UUUAACCGGAACGCCUGACAGCCCAUACGUCACUUCCGGUUUUUGCUAGCCGCAGCAAAAUGGGCGAAGGUGCGGGCCGAGUGCUGCGGUGACUAUGGAGGAUGAAGAGGUGCGAAGAUGAGGGAAGCUGACAAGACGGACACAAUGAAGCCUCAAGACCGGGUCUUCGGGAUGGUGGGGAGGAGGAGGAGCAGCGAGAGGAAGCGGUGUGACUCUUUUGUGAACAGCUUAUUUGAAGAAGCCGAAGAUGCAGGCGUCCCUAAUGCUUCACCGGAAGAUGAGACGGAGGUUGUAAUAAAGAUGUGGAAGAACGGGUUUACAAUCAACGACGGCCAACUCAGGGAUUAUACAGAUGCUGCAAAUCGUCAGUUCAUGGACUCCAUGCGGAAGCGAGAGCUGCCUCCAGAGCUGCAUAAGACAUUUGCAAAGAAAGAAUUGUCAGUUAACGUGGAAGACAGAAAAAGUGAAGAGUACUGGAUAAGCAAGAAGCACGUGGAUCCAUUCUCUGGGCAGGGCCACCGGCUAGGAAGUGCAACCCCAAAAGUAAUUACCAAAGCAGCAGAUGGUCUGGAGAAUGGAGGUGAACAGAGUCUCCCGACUGUUGAGCUGAACGCCGGGGAACCUCUGACAAAUGUCAAGAUCUGGCUCGCUGAUGGCAAGAGGAUCAUUCAGAAAUUUAACACUACACACAGGAUCAGCGACGUCAAGAAUUUUGUGGAACGCAUCCCUUGUAAAUCAGAGAAGACCCCCUUCACACUGGCAACCUCCUUCCCGUUGCGAGACCUUUUGGAUGAGACGGUCACCAUUCAGGAGGCUCAGCUGCAAAAUUGUGUCCUGGUGCAGAGAUUGCAGAAAACCACCGAAACUUUCAGGAACUCUUAGACCUAAGCACUAAUCUCAUGCCAUCUGGUUGGUGGCACCCUCUGCUGGCACCUUCUGGACUUUUUUUUUUUUUUACGUGUGUGUGAUCUGAGAAGCACUGAACAGGGACUGUACAUAUCCUCUGACUCGGCCAUCUAUCUUUGGCCAUGUAUGCAGACACGGCUGCCUCCUGCACUGGGUUACACUGUGAGGUCCUGGAUUGCUGUGCGCAGGGUGCACUCACACUUCAGCUUCUACCCCUCAGGUUUCUUCUGCAGAUCUUUCUGCUCCCAAUGGCUUUACAAUAUUCUGUUUGGCAAUAAGUAGAUUACUGGUUGGUAUGACUGGUAUAUUUCCCGGCAGAGCAUGCAGGAUUAAGGCGGUGGCGACGACGCAGCUUGCAUUAAACAAAAUAAAUGCCCUUUCCAACUACAUGGGGAGAAAUUUAUUUUUUAUAUAAUUUUUUUUUUUUCCUAAAUAAUUUCUCCCUGAUCUGAUGACUGUUGUAAAAUUUGUGUAAAAUGAUAUACGAUGCAUUUAAUCAGCUGCUUAGAAGCUUCAAUUCAAUAGUGACAACCAAAUAUGGCUGCACUUUCUGGCCUCCAUAAAAUUCGUAAAAUGCUGGAGGCAACCUCUCACAAACCAUACACCUUAAAAAUCUGCAUUGACCCUCAGCUUAAAUUUUGUUAUUGACGCAGGCAUAUUCCUCCCGAGCACCCGGAUUCCAGGCUGCUAUAUCAUGAUGACAUUUCCCUUCCUUCCUACAGGGCAUUUGAGAUCAGGUAGAAAGGGAACGCAGUAUUUUUCUGCUGAUUUUAAAACAAUCGCUGCAUUACUCCAGCUCACCAGCAGGGGGCCUGCAGCGCUCGACCGAUAAAUAUGUGUAACACCUUGUCAGCCCCCUGCUGGUGGCUCAUAACAAAAGGGAGCUGAAGUCUAUUAAUCAGCAUGCCGUCUUGUAAAGAUUGCAGUGUGUAGAGAUCAUUUUAAUAUUUUUAGGUUCUGUUUUUAUAAAUUAAACAUUUUAAGCUAC
Messenger RNA from Bufo gargarizans (Asiatic toad), 1894 nucleotides. RefSeq names its product UBX domain protein 2A (gene UBXN2A). Gene Ontology annotation, molecular function: ubiquitin binding. NCBI's taxonomy places the organism in Eukaryota, Metazoa, Chordata, Amphibia, Anura, Bufonidae. Gene Ontology annotation, cellular component: nucleus; cytosol. The transcript has 7 exons. The record is from RefSeq and is a predicted model, not a curated record. Bases 118 to 882 code for a protein of 254 amino acids. Gene Ontology annotation, biological process: membrane fusion; Golgi organization; nuclear membrane reassembly.